GUCCCAAGCAGUAGUGCUUUCCAAGGGCCAGAAGUCAGAACCACCUUGGCAGGCUCGGUGAGAUGCCAGUCUCGAGUGUUGCCCGCGGCGCGUGUUUUUGUAAACAAACUAUUUGUUGAAAAAAUCGUGGAUUUCGUUAAGAAAAACCAAAACAAAAAAAGUCGAGCCAUGUUUUCAAGCGUUCUUUAACGGCCUCGGCUAUUUCCCAAGUUGCAGCUUCGUCGACAAUGUAAUGCCUUCAAGUCAACAAAAUCUCAAUUGUAUCUGGAAAAGAACGAAAAAUCCCCGUCCACCGAGAUGACACGCCUCCUCUCUCCUGUUUUACUAUGGGGAUUAGUAUGUUUCAUAAGUCACCGCGUUGGAGGGAACACAGACCAGAGAGAGGGCUUUUUUAAUAAAACUUCAUUUGUAAAUUUACAUCAGCCGAUUAUUUUAAAUAAACACAUAGGAUUGAGUUUUCGAAGCUGUGCUGGUGGUGAACUUUUUACUCAAAAGGGGAGUAGUUAUUCUAUUACACUAGAAGUAAGAGUCGAAGGGCUGUUUUUCAAGAUAGACAUUGGCGGUAAGAGGUCAGAGACUCGAAUUAGUGCCAACCUGUUGGACAACGAAUGGCACACCGUCAACAUCCUUUAUCGCAUGAGCAAUUUAACAAUAUCAACGUCGGGUCAUAAACAGGUCAUUGCAAACAACACAUUAAACCCAGAGGUACUCACUCAGCCAGACCUCUUCUCAGAACAGGAUUUGCUUCAAGUUGGUAACAAAUUCGAUGGAUGCAUUCUCGAAGGGCCUAGCAUCGUUUUCAGCAGCGGUAACCAUCAUAAUUCCCACAAUGUAGAGUGGGGACCAUGCCCUCUACCAACAACACCAUGUCGACUUGUGGAACACUGUGCCAACGAACCAUGCAUGAUGCAUGGGCGAUGCAUUACUUUGCCUGAUCGCUACUAUUGCCAAUGUGCUCCGAGGUACUCAGGCAACAUCUGCCAAAUCGAUAACGGUCCGUUGUGUAAUAAGCUUCCCUGUAAGAAUGGAGCGACCUGCCAUGAUAAUAAAGGGGAUUAUGUUUGCAAUUGUCCAGCAGGCUUUGCUGGAAAAGAUUGCGAUGUUAAUAUCAACACCCAGAUUUGUGAAAAUAAUUUACCAUGUCAAAAUAAUGGCACGUGCAUAACUGUUGGUGGAGACCUUGGUUAUAAAUGUCAUUGUCAAGAUGGUUUUGAAGGAAGAGACUGUGAAAUCAAUAAAAACGAAUGUUUGUCCAACCCUUGUCAACAUGGCGGGACUUGUCAAGAUGGCGUGAAUAGUUUCUCGUGCCUUUGUGGUAGAACAGGCUAUACUGGGGUAAGAUGUGAAAUAAACAUUAACGAGUGUGAAAAUAAUCCUUGCCUUAACAACGGCGUUUGUUUUGAUAAUUAUGGAGGAUAUACGUGCCAAUGCACGACUGGGUUUGGUGGCCAAAAUUGUGAACAGAAAUUAAGCGGGUGUGCUUCUUCGCCUUGUAACUCAAAUUCCAUCUGUGUUGAUACGAGUGUCAAUACGUACGAAUGUACAUGUAAGCCUGGUUUUACCGGUAUUGAUCCAAAUUGUACCCAAAUUGAUACUUGUUCACAUAAACCUUGUUCAAAUGGAGCUACAUGCAAUGUAAUGGCUGAUGGUGGUUUUGCUUGUAUUUGCCUUCCGGGUUUUACAGGUCCGAAUUGUGAAGUAAAUAUUGAUGAGUGUGAAUCAUCACCGUGUAAGAAUGGGGGGACAUGUUUCGAUGGAGCAAAUGGCUAUCUUUGUAAUUGCACUUCCGAUUUUAUGGGUCCAAAUUGCGAGCAAAGAUUUGACGCUUGUGCUCAAAAACCUUGUCUCAACAAUGGUACAUGCUACGCUCAUGAUGUAAAAGACUACUAUUGCGAAUGCAUUCCAGGAUUUGAAGGUCUCCAUUGUGAACACAACAUUGACGAUUGCGCAAAUAGAAAAUUGUGCGCUGAUGAUAAAGUCUGUGUGGAUGGUAUCAACUCGUACGAAUGCAGGUGCAAAAAUGGUCUUUCGGGGCCUGAUUGUAAAAUUGCGGUGCCACAUUGCAAUUCAGCGCCGUGCAAAAAUGGAGCGACUUGCACAGAAGACGAACACGGCUACAAUUGUAUUUGCCCUCCUGGAUUUUCUGGACAAAAUUGUGAAACAGACAUUGAUGAGUGUAAGACUAUUCCACAUCUAUGCAAAAAUGGAAUAUGUAUCAAUAAAGAAGGACGAUAUCAGUGUUUCUGUACACCUGGUUUCUCCGGCGACCACUGCGAGGUGGAUUUCGAUGAAUGCCUUUCCCACCCGUGUCAGAACGGAGCGCGAUGUGAAAAUCUUAUAAACAAAUACCAAUGCAGCUGUACGCCCGGUUUCACAGGCGUUGACUGCAGCAUCGACAUAGACGAAUGUGAAUCGAAUCCGUGUUCUAACGGUUCGAGCUGCAUAAACGAAGUAGCUACGUUUUCAUGCGUUUGCCCUCCAGGGCUGACAGGAAGAUAUUGCCAAGAAGAUAUUGAUGACUGCAAACCUAAUCCAUGUCAAAACAAUGGCCAGUGCAUUGACGGAUUGAACACUUACACAUGCAAUUGUGAAAAUACUGGCUAUGAAGGAAAACAUUGUGAAUACAAUAUUGACGAGUGUGCAAACAAUAAUUGUACAAAUGGCGCUAAUUGCACUGAUUUAGUUAAUAAUUACGAGUGCCUUUGUUUUCCAGGAUAUGAAGGUAAAAAUUGUGAGCUCGAUAUCAAAGAGUGUAAUAGUAAUCCUUGUAAGCACAACGGCACUUGUUACGAAAAAUCGGAUCCAUCUUAUUACUUACCUAAUCCAGACCAACCAGAAGAUACAAAUAGUCCUGUUAUUUUCAACAAGUUGUUCAGUUUUGAAGAUGCCGCUGGGUAUGAAUGUAAAUGUAUUGACGGAAUCACAGGAUCUAAUUGUGAAAUUGACAUAAACGAGUGUGAAAGCUCUCCUUGCGAACAUGGUAUGUGCCAGGACGGAAUUGCCAGUUUUACUUGUGAGUGUGAAGCAGGAUAUGAAGGGACAUACUGUAAAACGGAAAUUGACGAGUGCCAGAAAUACAGCCCUUGUGUUUACGGCAUUUGUCAUGACAAAGUCGCAGAUUAUUUUUGCGAAUGUGAUAGCAAGUACGGUGGAAAGAAUUGUUCCGUCGAGUUAACAGGCUGUUUAGAAAAUCAGUGCCAAAAUAAUGGGACGUGUAAACCUUAUCUGGACGAUGACAAUGUUCAUAAGUUCAACUGUUCGUGUACAAACGGUUUCCAAGGGCCGACAUGUGAAAAGGAGACAACUAUGUCCCUCAAUGGCUCGUCUUACGCUAUGGUAAACACGACAAGGGAAGAAGGCUAUGACAUUCAGUUUAGAUUCAAAACUACUCUGAGUAAUGGACUUCUUGCCAUAGGAAAAGGCUCUACGUAUUAUAUUUUAGAGUUGGCCCAAGGCCGUCUCAAUCUCCGUUCGAGCAUUUUGAAUAAAUGGGAAGGCGUUUUCAUUGGAUCUGCCUUAAAUGAUAGCAAAUGGCAAAAAGUAUUUGUAGCAAUAAAUUCAUCCCACUUGGUGCUAGCAGCAAAUGAAGAACAGACAAUAUAUCCCAUAUUGCCUAUCAAUCUUAAUGAAGGAUCUAAUACAUCGCACACUAGUUUUCCGACAACGUAUUUAGGUGGAGCGAUAUCAUAUUUAAGAAGGCUGACACAUGGGCCUUCGUUCUACGUUGGAUGUGUGCAGGAUGUAAUGAUAAAUGGAAAUUGGGUCCUUCCUCAAGAUGUGGGCACUCAACCAAUAUCAUUUGUCGGUGUUGAAGUGGGGUGCAAACGUGAGCCUCAGUGUAAUCCUAAUCCAUGUCAUAGUGGAGGCCAUUGCACAGAUUUGUGGAGAAAUUUCAGCUGCACGUGUGAGAGGCCUUAUCUCGGAAGAACUUGCCAACACAAUUUGACGGCAGCAACGUUCGGGCAUGAAAACAUAACAGAGAGUGUUGUUCACGUCAUUGUUGACCAGGCUGCACGUAGAGCGGUCAGAAGUAUCAUGGACAUUUCAAUGUUUAUACGGACAAGGGAACCAUCCGGAGGGAUUUUCUAUCUUGGCUCUCAACCCAAUUCUACAGUGUACAAUGACGAAACAGUAAUAGCAGCAAAAUUAUAUGGAGGCGAAUUAAAAGUUAGCUUCCAAUUUAAUGGAAAUGUGGAAUCUUAUGGCGUUGAUGGUGUGCGCUUGGACAACGGAUUUAACCAUCUUAUUCAAGUUGUAAGAAAUAUUACAUUAGUCCAAGUUAAAAUCAAUGGAACAGAAUACUUUAGAAAGACCAUCAGUGCUACUGGGCAAUUGGAUUUACAAUAUCUCAUGCUUGGAGCAGUUUUUGGAAAUGGUAGUGAAGUUAGAAAUUUCAAAGGUGUAAUUCAGGAUGUAGAAAUGAACAAUGGUUCAAGAGUUAUGGUUGUUGAAUUUUUCCCAUUGAACGUUGAAGAUCUUAUUAUACCUCCUAAGCUUGGUCAAGUCCUUUUUAACAACUCACUUGUCCUGGAGGGCGUAGUCAGUGACAAUUCGUGCGUUGAUGAUCCUUGCAUGCACGGUGGGAUAUGUACUGUAACCUGGAAUGACUUCAGUUGUGCUUGUACUGUGGGCCACAAAGGGAAACAGUGUGAGGAGAUGGAGUUCUGUCAGGUUCAAGACUGUCCUGCGGGAAGCGAAUGCAGGAACCUCGAUCACGGAUACGAAUGCGUAGCUAAUAUUACGAUUCACAAACCAGAUGUGAUGGCACCCGGAUUGCAAUAUAAAUUUGUGCGUGGUGAACAGAAUACCAUGCUGAAUGAAAUUUCUUUCGCGUACAGGAGUAAAUCCGGAGGGAAAAUUUUACAAGUCGGCCCCGAUCACAAUGGAAAUCGUUUUAUAGUCACUGUCUACAAAGACCAGCUCACCGUCUCUUGGAAUUUAAAUGGACUGGAAGAUGUUAAAACUAUAUCAAAAGACCAGAGGGACGGUGACUGGACAAAUGUCUGGUUAAAGAUGCAUGACAAUACAAUCACAGGAGGUCUUUUCGGUGCUUCGGAAGACACACCACAAUACUUCACAUCUAACUUUUCUCAAACAGCUUGGGAAACAUUUGUUUCAAUGGCCAAUAUCACUAUCGGUGGAAUGAGGGGCAUAGAUGCUGAGGUAGAUGACAGACACACUUAUACAACAGGAGAAGGAGGAUACACAAAUCCUGUAGAUAUUAUUCACGAACAACAAACUCCACCCACUUCCACUGAAAAAGGGUUUUACGAAGGUUGUAUUGGCGAAGUUCGCUUUGGAAAUCUUCUCCUGCCAUACUUCACCCCUCAAGCUCUCAAUUCAUCCAAUAUCACAUCGAAAGAUCACUUUGAGCUUCUCCCAGGGAGUUCGAUCGGACAAGAAUUGGGUUGUUUGCUGUGUUUUGAUCAAGAAUGCCAUCACGGUGGAAAAUGUACAAAUUCAACCCUUUUCUACACUUGCACAUGCCCCCCUGGGUAUGAUGGAGACGCAUGUGAAAACGAUAUUGAUGAAUGUAAAGAAAACGACUGUAAAAACAACUCGACCUGUAAAGAUGGUCAGGCAACAUACACAUGUGACUGCAUGCCUGGCUGGCAAGGCCCACUAUGUGAUAUUGAAAUCGACGAGUGCAGCACAAAACCGUGUCAAAACGGAGGUACUUGCAUAGAUCGCCUUGGUUUCUUCAUAUGCGAAUGCCCUGAAGAGUUUAUUGGCACAAUGUGUGAACAGCUUAAGCUCGUCACUUGUGACAGUGUACCUUGCAAGAAUGAUGCUGUUUGUCGUGAUGUCAUGAAUCCAGCGACGAACGACAACUUUACUUGCGACUGUCAAGACGGUUUUCUCGGGGUUUAUUGUGAAUACGCUUUCUGCGAGAAGAAGCCUUGCGAAAACGGCGGUAUUUGCAGGAAGGAUGGCAUGAAACCGUUUUGCGAAUGCCUGCCUGGUUUUACUGGAAAAAAUUGCGAAACUGACAUCAACGAGUGUGACAGUAAUCCUUGCGAGCAUAACGGCCUUUGUAAGGACUUUACGGCGUCUUUCAUCUGCAACUGCACCGGGACAGGAUUCACUGGAUCGACGUGCAAUAUCGACAUCGACGAAUGCGAAAUAGAUGAUAUUUGCCCAGCUAACAGCCAAUGCUUAAACACAAUGGGCAGCUUCUUCUGCAACUGUUUUUCAGAAUUUUGUGGACCCAAUUGCUCUUUGCCCAAUCCUUGUAUGCAAGAAAGAUGUGCAAAUGGUGGUUCGUGUGUUCCACAAUGUUUGGAGAAGGCUGACUAUAUUUGUGAAUGUAGCCAUCCUUACACUGGUAAAAACUGCACAGAGGUGAUGCAGUUUGGAAGCGGUAGGGUCGCAGAUAUUGCGCUCAUAGUCGUGCCUAUACUCACAAUCCUCAUAGUCGCCGGUUUGAUUUCUCUCUCCGUUUUCCUAAUGAUGGCGAGGAAAAAACGAGCGACACGAGGAACGUACUCGCCUAGUUCGCAAGAGUAUUGCAACCCACGAGUGGAACUCGAUAACGUUAUGAAACCGCCACCUGAAGAAAGACUAAUAUAAUUGUGAUUUUUCCCCUCACUUAAUCGGAUGUGAAAUUUGUACAAAAUUCCUUUUAUUUUCACCAAUUCUAUUACCAAAGGUUACAUCUUAGUAGAAAGAAAUGUUUUUAGUAAUUUAAGUAAUAUACAAAAAGUCAAUAAUUAGAUUGGUAGGUUUGAAAAUUUCAAUCUAGAAAAAUCGAGUAAAAGGAGUGUGUUGUUUAUUGUACAGUGCCUUAAGUGAAUUUGUCUUUCUAUAAAUGUACAUUUCGUGGGGGUAAAAUUGGGUGAAUCGAUUCGAUAGACACUCGUGCCUGUUUCUUGGGACCUUAAAUAAAUAUGUGUGCCUAUUGAUUAUAAAUUUUAUUUAUUUAUUUUGAUCUCAAGCCAAUCAAUUAUUUAAAUCCCGCAUUAAUGUUUCGAUCUGAUAAUUUUAUAUUAACUACAAUUUUAUUACUUAAUAUUUCUUUUAUUUGUAGAUAAUUUUCUUAUUUGUAAAUAUUUGUUAAUUUUUGUAAUUAUUAAAAAAAUUAGGUUUUAUUAAUUAUGUACUUUGUAAUUGAUAUAAUGCAUUACAUGACUGUAUUACAAACUUAACUCCGUCCAGUUUAAACAAUAUAUAUUUUCUACACAAAUAUUUGUCAACAAUUUUGUGAAAUAAACAUUUGAAUUAUUA
This is a messenger RNA of Cimex lectularius (bed bug), 7224 nucleotides long. RefSeq names its product protein crumbs (gene crb). The transcript is spliced from 36 exons. Gene Ontology annotation, biological process: establishment or maintenance of epithelial cell apical/basal polarity; heterophilic cell-cell adhesion; Notch signaling pathway. Gene Ontology annotation, molecular function: Notch binding; calcium ion binding. The record is from RefSeq and is a predicted model, not a curated record. The coding region runs from base 298 to 6570 and encodes 2090 amino acids. Lineage: Eukaryota; Metazoa; Arthropoda; Insecta; Hemiptera; Cimicidae. Gene Ontology annotation, cellular component: plasma membrane; protein-containing complex.